UCGAUCCUCUUUCUCCAGGCAUGUCAGACGUGGAAAGUUCUCGAGGAGGCUCCACCCCGCAGCCCCCUGGCCUCUCCCUGCAGGGGGGGUCCUCGCCCACCCCUAAGGCGGCGCCCUCCCACCGGUCCCCCGCCCCUGGACCCGGCUCUCCGACUGGCAAGAGAAAGGUGUCCAUCGCUUCCUCCGUGGCUUCAGGGGCUUCGUUGGCUUCACUGCUCACGAAGCUUCACCAGCCUCCGUCCACGAGCCUCUCACUUGAAGGGAAACUCAAAGUCAGGGCGACGCUAGACUGUGGCAGCGACGUCCUCUCGUGCAAGUUCUCUCCCGACGGAACCACAAUAGGCGUUGCGCUGAGGUCAGGCCAGGUCAGAUUCUUCACCCAGGCAGGAGCUUUGUCCCAUACACUUCAGGUGAGAGCGGGUCAUAGGCCAAAAAAGGAAAUAUAUUUGAUAAGAUAAUAAUCUAAUAAUGGUAUUAGGUAUUCGAUA
Penaeus vannamei (Pacific white shrimp) is the source of this 488-nucleotide messenger RNA. NCBI's taxonomy places the organism in Eukaryota, Metazoa, Arthropoda, Malacostraca, Decapoda, Penaeidae. The record is from RefSeq and is a predicted model, not a curated record.